AUGACAGAGGAUCGGCGCCACGCGUCGGCGUCCCUGGGUGUCAAAGGCAUACAGAUCCCAGAACUGACAGUCCUCUGGUUUGUCGUGCAACUGAUGAGAGCCAAGGGCUUGCUCUUCCCGCGAAGCAACAUCUCCGCUGAUCCCCCGGUCCACGAUCCGUACCACAUCCUACCUAUAGUUGCUAGGCGCAGAGAACAUCCAAAAUGGGGCCAAGUGCCUCCGUUGUCGGGCCCUACACCAGCCCUGCCAAUCGGUGUGUUUUCCUCAUGCUCUGUUCUCGUCGCAGAUACUGAUUUUGCUCUCUUUUUGAAGUUCCCUGCUGCUGCCCUCCCCGAGGCCAAUGCCAUCAUCACUGCUCAGGUGACCCUUGAGGUCACCCACCCUCGUGUUGCCGGUCUUGCUCUCGAGGCCGUCACUCACACGGCUCAGGCUUUUCGGGCUCGGGUCACUGCGAGCGGCGGUCCUCUGCCGCGUGGGGCCGCCCCUGCGUCGGCUCCCGUUGCCCCGGCCAGCUCCCCGACCCCCCCUUUUGUGUCUGCGCCCAGGUCACCAAUGGCUGCGCCUGCUCCUGCAGGUCUUUGGGCUGCCACAGUCCAGUUCUUUUCUGGGUAA
This is a messenger RNA of Aspergillus fischeri NRRL 181, 612 nucleotides long. RefSeq lists its product as uncharacterized. Bases 1 to 612 code for a protein of 203 amino acids. The transcript is spliced from 3 exons. NCBI's taxonomy places the organism in Eukaryota, Fungi, Ascomycota, Eurotiomycetes, Eurotiales, Aspergillaceae. The record is from RefSeq and is a predicted model, not a curated record.